AUGACUUUGGUCUCCGUCCUCAUCUGGACUCUCCUCUGCUGCUGCUUCACAGAGUCCAGAGGCCAGGUCACAGUGACUCAGCCUGGAGCAGUGAGCUCUGAUCUGGGAGCCUCCGCCACCAUCACAUGUACCACCAGUCAGGAUGUUUAUGUUGGGAGCUACCACUGUUUAGCCUGGUACCAACAGAGAGAUGGAGAAACUCCUAAACUUCUCAUUUACUAUGCCACCACUCUACAAUCAGGGAUUUCCAGUCGUUUUUCAGGCAGUGGAUCAAACUCUCAUUUCACUCUGACCAUCAGUGAUGUUCAGGCUGAAGAUGCAGCAGUUUAUUACUGUCAGAGUGCACAUUAUAUCAACAGCCUGUGGGUGUGGAAGUUAAAUGCUGAGAUAGAAACUGUUUCAGUCAACACAACAGAUGAUUCUUCAGACAGACCUGUGUGGAGGGUCUCAUUUCCUUGUCUAAAGCUGACGUCUCGACCCAGGGACUGUGUUGGACUGGCUGAUUCCUUUAAUCUCUCCUCUGCUGUGGACGUGGUGUGUUCAGAUCUGCUGCCUCAGCCCAACAUCUCCCUGUCUGACGGGGUCUUUGAGGUCUACCGGCAGGGGUUCCGGGUGCUGGUGUUCUCCGACUUCACCGUCACCUGCUCCGUCCGACCGCGGUACCUGGGAGGCUCCUUCCGGCUGAUCUCCGACACCGAGAAGCCCCUGAACCUCACCCUGCCGGCCGUCAAUCACUCCGCCCACUUCCUGUUGUCCUCCAUGGGCUACGCCCACCGAGGGAACUACACAUGUGUUUAUCACGUGGACGUUUAUAACCGCAGCUUCACGUCGUCUCAGAGCCCCGCCCUCUAUCUGACUGUGGGAGACUUGGUGACAAAUCUGAUCAUCAGGGUGGUUGUGGUCCCCUUCCUCCUGAUCACAGGGACCAUCUGCCUCUUCUUCUACUGUCGGGCCAGUGGGGGGCGGAGCCAACUGAAGGCACGCAACACACCAUGAGAGACACCGACACAGUCUACGAACACAGUCUACGAACAAAGUCUAUGAACACAGUCUACGAACACAGUCUAC
This is a messenger RNA of Sphaeramia orbicularis (orbiculate cardinalfish), 1068 nucleotides long. RefSeq lists its product as uncharacterized. Lineage: Eukaryota; Metazoa; Chordata; Actinopteri; Kurtiformes; Apogonidae. The coding region runs from base 1 to 996 and encodes 331 amino acids. The record is from RefSeq and is a predicted model, not a curated record. The transcript has 7 exons.